AUGAAUAAGCUAUUAGAUUUGGGGGAAAAUGAUGUUCGUAUGGUAGGGGUAUGGGGAACUGGUGGAAUUGGUAAGACAACAAUUGCUAAAGCUGUUUAUAAUUCAAUUGCCCACAAAUUUGAAGGCAGUAGAAUUAUCAUAACAACAAGGGAUAAGCAACUGUUAACUGCUCAUGAUGUUAAUUUAAUACAUGAGGUCAAGAUUUUACAUGAUCCUAAAGCUCUUGAGCUCUUGAGUUGGUAUGCCUUCAAAAGAAGUGAGCCUCCUUUGGGUGAUUAUGUGAAACUUUCAGAACGUGCAAUGCGCUAUGCUCAAGGCUUUCCUUUGGCUUUGAAAUUUCUAGGUUCUCAUCUAUAUGGUGGAAGUAUACAUAAAUGGCAAGCUGCAUUGGAUGGUUUCCAAGGCACAGAAAUUCAAGAAGUUUUCAAAAUAAGUUACAAUGCCUUGGAUGAUAGAGUGAAGAAGGUUUUCCUUGACAUCACAUGUUUCUUUAAGGGUACAAGUAGAAACUAUGUGACAGAGGCUUGUGAGCUAAACACUAGAUAUGGCAUUGAUGUACUCAUAGAAAAGGCCCUCAUAAGUGUUGAAGGAAGUUAUAUUCAGAUGCAUGACUUACUAGAAAAGAUGGGUAAGGACAUAAUUGAGCAGGAGUCGCCCACUGAACCCGGAGAACGUAGCAGAUUGUGA
Molecule: messenger RNA, 687 nt
Organism: Prunus dulcis (almond)
Lineage: Eukaryota; Viridiplantae; Streptophyta; Magnoliopsida; Rosales; Rosaceae
Product: TMV resistance protein N-like
Exons: 2
Coding region: 1-687 (228 amino acids)
Biological process (GO): defense response
Molecular function (GO): ADP binding
Source: RefSeq, a predicted model, not a curated record